Messenger RNA from Pomacea canaliculata, 1790 nucleotides. RefSeq lists its product as uncharacterized. The transcript has 6 exons. Bases 54 to 1205 code for a protein of 383 amino acids. The record is from RefSeq and is a predicted model, not a curated record. Lineage: Eukaryota; Metazoa; Mollusca; Gastropoda; Architaenioglossa; Ampullariidae.
CGCAGUGGACAGAGGCGACAGGAAGUGUUGUGGGCUCCGGUGCAUUUUUCAGGAUGGAGAUCUGGAAAGGUGGAUCCCUGCGACCAGCUGUAUAUAACAUCAUGCGUUACAACCCUACCACACCGGACGUUGGAGUUUUUGACUUCGCGACCUGCUAUGACGCCAGCAACAAGAAACACUUUACUAUAGAGUUCAAAGUUGUUAACCCCAAAAACUUCAUUCUCCUCGGGAGACCGUACCUGAGGGAAACCGUGGUUGUACAGCUUGCCUCCCACCUGGAGAUUCAGCCUAAUCGCUUCACAGAUGUUACGUUCGACUAUGACCAGCACGGAACGCUCUUUAUGAGUGGAACUAUGCUUGGCCCAUCAAAAGUUAAUGGUUUCGGCAGAAGAGAAAUUGACCUUAAUGGGGCCUUCGACUUCUUGAAGGGGUCAGUUGCAGCUUCCCACCUGGCCAUAAUGCUCAGUGAUUCCGACGGUGAGCCAAUGCCUUUAGAAGGAGUAAAUGUUGUGGAGCACAACUUUCAUGAGGAAUUCACCACAACUACAACAACGACAGCCAAACCGACGUCUAUCGUAGUGCCCACUCUACCUCCGAAAACUAUCUCCAUGAAAGUCCCCACAGCGCCACCUACGACAGCCACCACCACCUCCACCACAAGAACCUCUACUAACACCAGGACAGCCACCUGUCCUCUGCCCACUCCUUGCACGUGCCCAACUGUCAGGAGCAUCCCGCCCACAACGCCUUUGGUAUCGUCAUCUGUGCGGACAUCUCGACUUACCUCUCCUUCCACACGCUUGGCAGCCACUACGCGGCUGACUUGUCCGCCACCUCCUCCUCCAUGCAACUGUUCCCACCUCGUCCAAUCAACUCCUUUCCCAUCCCUACUACCAGCUGCCAACCGGUCAAGCCCUGCCCACCUUCUCCUCGCUGCACGUGCCCUGCGCCCACGCCCUGCCCUCCCAAGGAAAUCGUCCCGUGCCCGCCGAGGUCGACUUCCUGCUCGUGCCCCACCUCCCGACCCCGUGUCUCCUGCCCAACAACAGCCAUGGCUCUCCAGUGCACCCCUUGCUCGCCGUGUCCCACUGCGACAGGGUGUGCAUGUCCAUCAUCCACCCUGCACGAGCAUAUCUCAUCCGCCCGUCACCUCGUCAUUUCCGACUCACCCGAGUGCGAGUCGGAUUACAGCGCUGGGGCACUAGCUGGCGGAGUGGUGACAGCACUGGUGGUCGGCCUUCUGAUUGGAUUUGUGGCCACUCGUUUCUACCAUGUUUUUCGAAAGCAGGACAAACCUCUCAUCAGCAAUAUCAUAGAUAACGAAAACGUUUUAUGAGUAAUCUCUCACACGCUUUUCUUCACAAUAAUUUAAAAAAAUAUGUGAAAUGCCUAUGAAAUGCAGGUCUUUUCUUGAAUUAAAUUAUGUUGAAGUUGCAUUAAAUGCGAACUACAGAACACCCUCCUUGCUUGUUUUUGUGUCGUGUCUUAGCGUGAAGUAUUGCAUCUUGCUACUCUAGUCCUAGUGCUUCCACAGUCAUAGGUCAAUGGGAGAGUGCGCGCAUGAGCGAAAGAUUUAAUUAUACCUCUCGAACACUAAAACAUCAUGCACUCACCCAGAGCGAAAUGACCAUCAAAAACUAACAAAGUUCAAGAUAAAUGUUUACUAGAUAACACGCAUGUUUCAAAACAAUAACCCAAAAGACUCACUUUCUCAAGAAAUCAUGACAGUUUUCUCAUCACAGAUUUCAAUAAACAGCACAUAUAAAACAAAGGCGAAUGCGGUUCUGAAA